AUGACGAGUGCUGAGGCUCGAUUUUCUAACGAGUUUUCGGACAUGGAUAAUAUUGCUAAAGAGAAUUUUGUAGUGCUUCAACUUGCAACAAAGACUCUACAGCAUACGUACGGCAUCAUCGCUACAAGUGCCACAGCAAUUAAUGUUCUAGCGGGCGAGGAGGUGAGCGUGCAAUCAAGGUCGACUGUCACGCGCCACGAAUGGACCAUGAACGACGAACGCCGAUUGUUGAAGUUAAAAGAUGCUCAAAAGUUAUCGUGGCGGCAAAUUCAUUAA
Messenger RNA from Penicillium psychrosexuale, 276 nucleotides. RefSeq lists its product as uncharacterized. Bases 1 to 276 code for a protein of 91 amino acids. Lineage: Eukaryota; Fungi; Ascomycota; Eurotiomycetes; Eurotiales; Aspergillaceae. The transcript has a single exon. The record is from RefSeq and is a predicted model, not a curated record.